GUAGCUACACCAGCUUAACAUUGUGCGGAGAUAAAGGACUAAUUUUAAGAUAUGAAAUAAAUGCAUUGGUAACUUCUUUCUUUUCAAAUAAUUUUUUUUCUUUUUGGUUGCUUCUAUUGUAUAUGUAAUCACCGUACUCUACUUUAUAAACAAGUUACUUCAACACACAAAGGAACCAUCACCAUAUAGUGUCUGUAAAAUCAAGCUCCUAACUUUCUCAUAUGGCUUCGAUAAGCUUACUUGACGCUUCCAUAGCCAUUAUUUGCUUUCUCUUCUUCCAUUUCUUCAUCUUCAAAAAACCUCAUGAUCAGGUUUUUCGGAACUGGCCAGUUAUUGGGAUGAUUGGCUUCCUGAUGGUUCUCCACCGCAUGUACAACUUCGGUGUGGAGGCUCUCGAAAUCAGCCACUUAACCUUUCCAUUUAAGGGACCGUGGUUCGCUGGAAUGGAUAUGUUGUUCACAGUUGAUCCAGCUAAUAUUCACUACAUCUUGAGCUCAAACUUCUCCAAUUACACCAAAGGUGCCGACUUUAAAGAAGUCUUUGAUGUUUUUGGAGAAAUGAUCUUUAGUUCGGACUCGGAGCUAUGGAAGAAUCAAAGAAAAGCUGCUCAGUUCAUGCUUAACCAUCACGAGUUUCAAAAGCUUUCAAUGAGUGCAACGAGGACUAAACUUUACGACGGUCUUGUUCCUCUUUUCAAUCAAUAUUGCGAGGAAGAGAAGGUCGUGGAUUUGCAGCAAGUGUUUCAAAGGUUCACUUUUGACACAACUUUUUUUCUCGUUACGGGGUCUGAUCCUAAAUCUCUCUCUAUUGAAAUGCCGGAAGUUGAGUAUGCUAAAGCUCUUGACGAUCUUGGAGAAGGGAUUUUUUAUAGGCACAUUAAACCGAAGUUCUUGUGGAAGCUGCAAAACCGGUUUGGGUUAGGACAAGAGAAGAGGAUGACCGAAGCUGAUGCCACUUUUGAUCGCGUUUCAGCGAAAUACAUAUCAGCUAAGAGAGAAGAGAUAAGAUCACAAGGGAUUGAUCAUCAUUCAAAUGGUCAAAGUGAGGAUCUUUUGACAUCUCACAUAAAGCUUGAUACAACCAAGUACGAGCUCUUGAACCCGAGUGAUGAUAAGUUCCUCAGAGACACCAUCUUAGCUUUCAAUCUAGCUGGGAGAGACACAAUGUCUUCUGCUCUCUCUUGGUUCUUUUGGCUUCUCUCUGAAAACCCUCAAGUUGUAACAAAGAUUCGUAAAGAGAUCAUCAGCAAAAAUAUAUCAAAAGACGGAAGAAAUGGCCAAGAGAACUUAGACAAGUUGGUCUACUUACAUGCCGCGUUGUAUGAAUCAAUGAGGCUCUAUCCACCGGUUGCCUUCCAACGCAAGUCUCCUAUAAAACCAGAUUUGCUUCCAAGUGGGCAUAAGGUAGAUGCAAACUCAGUCAUCAUAAUCUUUCUUUACGGGUUGGGAAGGAUGAGAGCGGUUUGGGGAGAAGAUGCAACAGAGUUCAAGCCAGAGAGAUGGGUUUCUGAGACCGGUGGGUUGAGACAUGCGCCUUCCUUCAAGUUCUUAUCGUUUAACGCCGGUCCGAGAACUUGUCCUGGUAAGCAAUUAGCUAUGACUCUAAUGAAGACAGUAGUUGUGGAGAUAUUACAAAACUAUGAUAUUAAGGUUAUCAAAGGACAGAAGAUUGAGCCAGAACCUGGUCUUAUAUUGCACAUGAAGCAUGGGCUUAAAGUCACAAUUACUAAGAGAUGUUCAGCUUGAAAUUUAUAUAUAACGCCUUAAUUUAUCCUUUUAUCGUUGGAAUUAUAAGAAAGCCUCGUAUUUUUCAAUAAUGAAACGAAACAUGCUUUUUAUCUU
This is a messenger RNA of Arabidopsis lyrata subsp. lyrata, 1841 nucleotides long. Its product is annotated as alkane hydroxylase MAH1. NCBI's taxonomy places the organism in Eukaryota, Viridiplantae, Streptophyta, Magnoliopsida, Brassicales, Brassicaceae. Gene Ontology annotation, molecular function: monooxygenase activity; iron ion binding; oxidoreductase activity, acting on paired donors, with incorporation or reduction of molecular oxygen. The transcript has a single exon. The coding region runs from base 222 to 1745 and encodes 507 amino acids. The record is from RefSeq and is a predicted model, not a curated record.